AUGACUGCAAAAAGAUCGUCUCCAAUUUCAUUCAAUGAUUUAGAAUCAAAAUUACUGAAUAUUAAAAAAUUGUCUACUGAAUUACAAUCAAUUGCGACAUCUUUUGAACUUUCUUUACAGAAUUCAAUUCCCAUUGAUAAUGAUUUUGAUUAUUUAACUAAUAAUCAACACAAUCAAUAUGGCCACCACCUUAAUAAAUAUAACAAUGACACCAAUAGAAAAUUAGAAUAUCAAUUUGACGGUUUAAAUGAUUCCAUUUAUUGGGAUAACUACUCUGAUUUUUAUACGAAAUUAAAUUUAGCAAAAGACGAUAUUACUCUCUUAAAAAAUUUAAUUCCACAAUUUAUAAACUCAAAUAACAACAUUAAUGAUAACGAUGAUAUCAUUGAUUUAAAUGAUAAUUUAUUGAAUAAUAUCAAUCAAAUCAACAACGCUUAUAAACUAUAUUCUUCGCUCUCUUGUGAUUACAUAAUUUGA
This is a messenger RNA of Ascoidea rubescens DSM 1968, 477 nucleotides long. RefSeq lists its product as uncharacterized. Lineage: Eukaryota; Fungi; Ascomycota; Saccharomycetes; Ascoideales; Ascoideaceae. The record is from RefSeq and is a predicted model, not a curated record. Bases 1 to 477 code for a protein of 158 amino acids. The transcript has a single exon.